CCAUAUAUACCCCUAACCCCUCCUCUCUUCAUCCUCCUGGAACCUUCCCGAAUCAGCAAACAGAUACCCUAAAACAUCAUUACUACUAUUUAAAGCGGAAAACAUCAUUAAAUAGUACCUUUGACCCAUUGUCUUUCUUUCUCUGACCCUUACCUUCACUGCAUCUAAAUCCAUUCCCUUAUUGCAAUUUUUAGAUCCUUCAUUGUUAUAACCGGCGGCGAGUAAUUUAGUUGAAGGGAAUGGAGGGAGGUGCAGCAGCAGAGAAACAGAAUGAAGCUACAGCGUCUUAUACUUAUUGGGUGAGGGAGGCGACACGAGAUGCUGCACCUUUACCUCUUCCUAAGAAGCUCACUUCUCAGGACCUCAACAAUCAAGCCAAUAACCCACAAACCCACCUUGGGUCCGCCUGGAAUCGGGCUGGAACAUGGGAGGAGAAAAAUCUAAAUAAAUGGGCAAAUGAUAGAAUCAAGGAGCUGCUAGUAUCUGUGGGAUCACUGGAGUAUUCUGGGGGUAGAGCAGAAGUAGCCGAAGUAACACGAUGUUCUGGUGAUGCAUUCUUGGUGACUGUACGAAAUAAAAAGCGUGUUGGCUACACAUACGAGCUGACAGUCAAAGUCAAGGGGGAAUGGCUUGUCGGAGCUGAGAAGAAGGUGGUCAAAGGCCAUAUAGAUAUACUGGAGUUCUCAUUUGGUGAGCUAGAUGAUCUGCAGAUUGAAGUGAAGCUUAGUGAAGACAAGGAUCUUGAACAACAAGACAAGCAGCGGAUAAAACAGGAUAUGAAACAAUUUCUGAGACCUCUUCGGGAAAAAUUGCUUCAGUUUGAGCAGGAACUGAAAGAGUUGUAGUGUGCUGUCGCGUCUGGUACUAUUUUUAAAGCUUCUUUUUUAAUCACCCUAAAGUGCUUGUGGUCUGUAGUCUUGGACUAGUGUUCCUUUGACUGGAAAUUAUCACUUCAGCUUGUAUUAGUAGAAUGCAGUACACUCCAGGAAAAUUAAUUAAGAAUCUUGGGACUUGGGCCUAUUUGAUGCUGGUGGUCUUGGUGACUAUUUCAUCUUAAUUUGAUAUUUUUAGUGCA
Messenger RNA from Nicotiana tabacum (common tobacco), 1075 nucleotides. RefSeq lists its product as uncharacterized. Gene Ontology annotation, cellular component: cytosol. NCBI's taxonomy places the organism in Eukaryota, Viridiplantae, Streptophyta, Magnoliopsida, Solanales, Solanaceae. Gene Ontology annotation, molecular function: ATPase activator activity; protein-folding chaperone binding. The record is from RefSeq and is a predicted model, not a curated record. Gene Ontology annotation, biological process: positive regulation of ATP-dependent activity; protein folding.